AUGGUACUGCAGAACAGCGGGAAGUACAGAGCGGACAAGGAAUCCUCAGGUGCAAGAUCCGAUGACUCAUCAGAAGCUCGCCUCCAGAGGGCGAUCAUCAACGAUGAACUGGACGCACGGUUUGGGUUUGAUCGGUACAAGGACCCAGCCGAGAGAGUGGGAUGGCUCAUCAACAUGCACCCUGCAGACAUCUUGGACGAGAAUAAGAAACUGAUCAGUGCUGUGGAUUACUACUUUAUUCAAGACGAUGGGAGCAAAUUCAAGGUUUCCCUGCCGUUCAAGCCUUACUUCUACGUGGCCAGCAAGAAGGACACAGAGAGGGAGGUCUCCUCGUUCCUGUCCCGGAGAUUCACCGGGACCCUGGCCUCCAUAGAAACCGUCGCUAAGGAAGACCUGGACCUGCCUAAUCACUUGGUGGGUCUGAAACGCAAGUACCUGAAGUUGUCCUUUGACAGCACUCAGGAGCUGAUGAAAGUACGGCGGAGCUUGAUGCCCGCAAUCAAGAAGAACCAGGAGCGAGAAAAGUCCAGCGACUCCUACGCUUCCAUGCUGUCAAGUCACCUGAUGGGGGACGAAGAGGUCUCGGCAGGCCAUCAGAAGAAACUGUCCGAUCAGAUGGACAACCUGAUUGACAUCCGAGAAUACGACGUCCCCUACCACGUCCGAGUUGCCAUCGAUAAAAAGAUCCACGUGGGUCACUGGUACUCGGUUCAGGGGCGGGGAUCAAUGGCUCCCAUCAUCACACAGAGAGAUGAUCUUCUUGACAGACCUGACCCAGUGGUGUUGGCCUAUGACAUCGAGACCACCAAGCUUCCUCUGAAGUUUCCCGACUCGGAGAUUGACUCCAUCAUGAUGAUCUCAUACAUGAUUGACGGCCAGGGCUACCUCAUCACAAACCGCGAAAUCGUCUCGGAGGACGUGGAGGAUUUUGAGUACACUCCCAAGCCGGAGUACGAGGGUCCCUUCACAAUCUUCAACGAGCCCGACGAGCCCUGUCUCUUGCAACGCUUCAUGGAUCACAUACUGGAGGUCAAGCCUAACAUUAUGGUCACCUACAACGGAGACAACUUUGAUUGGCCUUUUGUGGAAGCUCGAUGUAAGGCGCACAACAUUGACAUGUUCCGAGAGAUCGGCUUCCAGAAGGACGCCCAGGGGGAGUACAAGUCCAGACACUGCAUUCACAUGGACGCCUACAGAUGGGUGAAGCGUGACAGCUACCUACCGGUCGGCAGCCAGAACCUGAAGGCGGCCACCAAGGCCAAGCUACGCUAUGAUCCGGUCGAAAUGGAUCCAGAGGAGAUGUGUCGCAUGGCGUCGGAGCAGCCGGGGGUCCUGGCCAACUAUUCGGUCUCUGACGCCGUCUCCACGUACUACUUGUACAUGAAGUACGUCCAUCCGUUCAUCUUUGCGCUGUGCACCAUCAUCCCGAUGGAACCGGAUGAGGUCCUGAGGAAAGGUUCAGGCACCCUGUGUGAGGCCCUGCUGAUGGUCCAAGCAUUCCACGCCAACAUCAUCUUCCCCAACAAGCAGGAGGCUGUCUACAACAAACUGACCAGCGACGGUCACGUCUUGGACAUGGAGACCUACGUGGGCGGGCACGUCGAGGCCUUGGAAUCGGGGGUUUUCAGGAGUGAUCUGCCCUGCCGAUUCCGAAUGGUGCCUGAGGCAUUUCAGACGUUGAUGGAAAAUGUUGAGCGGACCAUGCGUCACGCCAUCGAAGAAGAGGAGAAAGUCCCUCUGGAAACUGUCACCAACUUUGAUGAGGUAUGCACUGAUAUCAAGGAGAAGUUAGCAGCCCUACGAGACACCCCGGCCAGACUUGAGAACCCUAUCAUCUAUCACUUGGACGUCGGCGCUAUGUAUCCAAAUAUCAUUCUCACUAACAGACUGCAGCCUUCAGCCAUGGUGGAUGAAGUGACAUGUGCAGCCUGCGAUUUCAACAAGCCCGGCGCGCGCUGCCAACGCAAAAUGCCUUGGAUGUGGAGAGGAGAUUUCCUGCCAGCAUCCCGGGGGGAGUACCACCGCAUCAAGCAACAGCUGGAGAUGGAGAAGAUUCCGCCGGUCAACCCCGGGGAACCGACAAGGGUGUUCCAUGAAAUACCCCGCGAGGAACAGGCUGCCAUGGAGAAGAAACGUUUGUCAGAUUACUGCCGGAAGGCUUACAAGAAAACCAAAGUGACGCGGCAAGAGGAACGCACCACGACAAUUUGCCAGCGGGAGAAUUCCUUUUACGUGGAUACGGUCCGAGCCUUUCGCGACCGACGCUACGAGUUCAAGGGAUUACUCAAGGUGUGGAAGAGAAAAGUUGCAUCGGCCACAGAGAAGGGUGACGCCAGCGAGAUCAAGAGCGCCAAGAACAAGGAGAUCUUGUACGACUCACUGCAACUGGCUCACAAAUGCAUCCUGAAUUCAUUCUACGGAUACGUCAUGAGAAAGGGUGCUCGUUGGUACUCUAUGGAGAUGGCUGGUAUCGUGUGCUACACCGGUGCCAGCAUAAUUACAAGAGCCAGGGAAAUAGUGGAGCAGAUUGGGCGGCCGUUGGAGUUGGACACGGACGGAAUCUGGUGCGUUUUGCCUGCUAGCUUCCCAGAGAACUACACCGUCAAAACGACCAAUCCCAAGAAACCUAAAGUGACAAUCUCGUACCCGGGGGCAAUGCUGAACAUCAUGGUUAAGGAUUUCUACACUAAUGACCAGUAUCAGGAGCUGGUAGACCCGAGCAACUUGACGUAUGCCGAACGCAACGAGAACUCCAUCUUCUUUGAGGUCGAUGGUCCAUACCUGGCCAUGAUCCUACCAGCAUCCAAGGAGGAAGGCAAGAAACUGAAGAAGAGAUACGCCGUGUUCAACUUUGACGGCUCCCUGGCUGAGCUGAAGGGUUUUGAGGUGAAGCGUAACGGGGAGCUGCAGCUGAUAAAGAUCUUCCAGGCGUCGGUCUUUGAGGCCUUCCUGAAGGGGACCACGCUGGAGGAGUGCUACGCGGCGGUGGCCAAGAUUGCCGAUUACUGGCUGGAUGUGCUGUACAGUAAGGCUGCCAACUUGCCGGACUCGGAGCUGUUCUUCCUGAUCUCGGAGAAUCGUAGCAUGUCCAGGAAACUUGAGGAGUACGGCACGCAGAAAUCUACAUCCAUCCGCACAGCCAAGAGACUGGCUGAGUUCCUUGGGGACCAGAUGGUCAAGGACAAAGGCCUGGCGUGCAAGUUCAUCAUCUCCAAGAAGCCGGAGGGCGCCCCCGUGACGGAACGCGCCAUCCCGCUGGCCAUCUUCCAAUCAGAGCCCAGCGUUCUCAGACACUACCUGAAGAAGUGGCUGAAGGAUCCCGGCAGGACAAACUACGACAUCAGAGACAUUUUGGACUGGCAGUACUACAUUGAACGUCUGAGCAGCUGCAUCCAGAAGAUCAUUACCAUCCCAGCUGCACUACAGCAGGUGGCAAAUCCUGUACCGCGAGUCCGGCACCCUGACUGGCUCCAUAAGAAGCUACUGGAGAAGAAUGAUGUCUUCAAGCAGAAGAAGAUCAGCGAAAUGUUUGCUCCCCGACAACGUAACAAGCAUCAAGAGAACGCGGAGGACGACUCCCAACAAGGACCCGCCUCCCCAGGUGGUGUGCCUGACCUGGAAGACAUUGGCAGCAGCCAGGGCAGGCGACCCAACGGACUCAACAAGCCCCCGAUUGUCACCAAGCGCAAGCGGGCGCGGGUGGAGAGCGCGGAGGGGGAAGGAGGGGCGCGGAGUCGGGCAGCGAUGGAGGAAGAGGAGCUGGCCAAAUCCUGGCAGGAGGUGCUCGGCCCCGCCCCUCCUAUGGGAGAAAGCAAGGAGGAGCGAAGGGCAUGGCUGGCCUACCACAAGAAGAAAUGGGCGCACCAGGCCCGCCAGCGGGCCGAACGCAGCAAGCGCCGUCGGAUUGACGACAGCGAGUCCGCCCGGGGUGGUGCGAUCCGCGUGGGCCCCUCCAACAGUCUCGGGCAGUUUCUACGUCGCACUGCGCGAUCCCUGCUGGACAUGCCGUGGCAGAUCAUCCAGAUUGCCGAGACCGGCCACCCAGGCCUGUACAAGCUGUGGUCGUUGAUCGGUAGCGAUCUUCACUGUAUCAAGCUGCUGGUGCCCAGGGUGUUCUACGUCAACCAACGACACCCCAAGGAAACCAACGAAGGACCCAUGUGGAAGAAAGUCAACAGAGCCCUGCCACGUUCCAAUCCAUCACUGAAUCUGUACGAGUACGUGGUGCCUGAGGACAUCUUCCAAGAGCACUCAAACGAGCUCAAUGCAGACCUCUCGGCACCAGAGAUCGAGGGUGUCUACGAGACCCAAGUGCCACUGGAGUUCCGUGCCUUGGUCAAGCUGGGCUGCAUCUGCAUGGUGAACAAGGACAACGCAAGAUUCCUCGCUGGCAAGGAGUUGGAAACGUUUGACAUUGGUCAGCUCCAGUUCAAGACGUUGGCCCAGUUCUCCUAUCUACAGCCAGGGAGUCUACGCAGGAUAUAUCUCUACCAUAACGUUGUAGGGUCCAAGGCAAUGUUUGGCCUGUUCUUCUCAAAUUCACCCAAGGCCACGAUAUUUGCCGUUGAUACGGUCCGCACCAACCAGAUGCCUAACCUGACAUCCAUGUAUCAGACAGAACGACAAGCCAAAAUUGCUCGUGGGACGGAGGAGGAAUUCCUGCCCCCAGAAAUGCACAACUUUGAAGUGCAAGUGGAAAAAGACAUGACGAAGGUCUACCGAGCCAUCAAUCGUCUGCUGUCCUCGUACAAAGAUGAGAGGAAAGGACCAACGUUUAUCGCUGUUCAGUCCCCUAUGGACAACAUGGAGCUUGCCAGACACAUUCCGAUGCUGGACGAUUUCCCGAUGGUUCGUCUCCACGUCAACGACAGCGAGAAUCUCUACAGUGUGCUGGACUGGCAGAGGCAGGGUUCCAGACGGCUUCUUCAACACUAUCUCAAUGUGGACUAUCUGCUUUUGAGCUACCUCGAGCAGAGUCGCUAUUUCCAUGUCCCCGUCGGUAAUCUACCAGAGGACACUGGCAUCUUUGGCGCGGAUCUGUUCUACGCUAGACACCUGCAGAAGCACAGUCAUGUGAUGUGGGCGUCGCCCACGGAGCGGCCGGAUCUUGGAGGCAGGGAGGCCGACGAUAGCAGGCUGGUGACUGAGUUUGAGGAGAGUUCCAGCAUUGAAGUGAACCAGUCUGGCUGUUAUCAUACCAUCUGUGUGGAGCUUGAUAUGGCUAGCCUGGCAGUCAAUACACUACUGCAGUCUCAUCACAUCAAUGAGAUGGAGGGUAGUGCUGGCAGCAUUGCCUUUGACGCCACCCCACAGAUCUCCCUGGAAGACAUGGUGACUGGUAACGCCGGCGCAGCAACGUUGCUCUCAAGCUACGACGAGACUGCCCUGUGCUCGGUCGCAUUCAGAAUCAUGAAGAGCAUGGUGCAUGGAUGGCUGCGCGAUGUCACAACCUAUAGCAAUGUCUUUGCGGAUCAUCAGAUCGUGCACUUCUAUCGAUGGUUGCGUUCCCCCUCCGCCCUCCUAUACGACCCGGCCCUCCGCCGCACCCUCCACAACCUCAUGAAGAAGAUGUUCAUGCUUCUGAUCGCAGAGUUCAAGCGCCUGGGCGCGACCAUCGUCCACGCCAACUUCAACCGCGUCCUGGUCUGCACCAAGAAGCGUCGCGUGAUCGACGGCGUGGCCUACGUGGACUACAUCACCAACAGCAUCAAGUCGCGGGACCUGUUCCACGGGAUUGACCUGACCUACAAACAGUGCUGGGAACUCCUGAUGUGGCUUGAUCCCACAAACCAUGGUGGGGUCAAAGGUCAACUGCCCAAGUCCCUACUGAACCAAGAAGCCGGCGAGGAGUCACAUGACCUUGAGGAAGAGGAGGAGUCGGAGAGUUUGACGCCCAACGGCGAGGAUCAGGAGAAUGAGAUAGAGAUGAAUUGGAACGUUAUGAACUACCUCCCGACAGCAGCGGCCUGCCAGAACAACUUCAAUAUGAUAGUAGCAGGCUACAUCCUUGCCAUCUAUCGCAACGCCCAGGACGAGCAUCGCCGUAGCACGCCCGGCAACACGCCGAUCCGUCGCCGCGGCCAAACCCAAGAAUCACAGUUGGCCGCCGACGAAACCACGACGCCCCACACGGUGACCUACGCACAGGGAUUGAUCGAUGGAGAACUAUCCCAACGGCUGUUCGCAAUCACCCAGAAAAUUCAGAAGAAAGUGUCGGGGAAUAAGAGCUCAGGCCGCGAUGCUUCGUCCGAGUUCCCCCAACUCCCAGGCUCACAUCUGCCUCUCAAUAACCCAGCUCUGGAGUUUGUCAAAGCAGUCUGUAAGAUUCUAUCUUUAGACUCGGACGUCACCAACCAAGUGAACCGCCUGCAGCGUAACCUCUUCCGGCUGAUCGGCACGGGGGAAUUCUCAGACUCGGCCGUCUGGCGCGACCCCUGCUUGUCCUACGUCCUGCCGGAGGUCAUAUGUCGCGUCUGCAACCACUGCCGGGACCUGGACCUGUGUCGCGACCCGCUCCUUGUACAGGACGGAAACUCUGUAGCCCUAUGGCAGUGCAUACAGUGCAGUACAGAGUAUGACGUCGCCACCAUAGAGCAAUCAUUGAUUGAGGCAGUGCAGCGGUCUUCCAUGGCCUACACCCUACAGGAUGUGGUCUGUGCCAAAUGUCAACAGAUAAAGAUGCCCAACAUGUCAUCCUACUGCGAUUGUGCUGGAAACUUUGCCACCACAGUUACAAGCUCAAGUUUCUUGAACAAGAUGAAGACUUUCAGCAAUAUUGCACGACACUACAGAAUGACGUUGCUCCAGCACACAGUGGACUGGGUGCUACAGAUGAAUCAAACACAAAGCAGCUAAGCAGCUAAGCAGCUAAGCAGCUCAGGUCAAAGGUCACAUGAAACAGUUUGCUCAAGGAUCUCUGCUGAGGCUUUCUGCAGAUGUAUUUGAAAAAAGUUGAAUUUGUUUACCUUGUUUAUAUUGUAUAGUUGUGUAGAAUUCAAAAUAGAAAGACAAAAUGAAGGAGUGUUUGUUAAUAGAUGUAAAUUGAAAGAUGUCGCAACAUAAAUUCAAGCACUGAACUUUGAAAGAAAACUGUGGUUGCAAGUUUAUUUAAGACCUCUGGCUGUUUCCUCUGCUUAUUAUGUGCAGUGAUUGGGACAAGUACAUGGUGAGCCAGAAUGAUCUGGACCCAAAUUAAAGAAAAUAUUAAAAAUAUGUAGCAAUAAUUAAAACAAGAGCAAAUGAGAUAUGUUAUAGGUUGGUAUUUUAGACACAUUUGGUGAAAGUUUCAUGUAUAUCCAUUGUACCAUUUUAAAGAAAAGCGCUAGAAAAGAACACACUAAAAAACACUCUGACCACGGUUCCAUGGUUAACACAUUUAUUGAAAUCACGUACUGAUGUGAAGCAGUGUAAUAGCUACUAAAAUCCUAGUCAUGGUGACUGACUUGAAGGUGUUGAAACAUUUAAAAAAGGUAAAACCAAUUCCAUGUGCAGACUGCAGCCGCUUCAAUGAAAAUGGCAUAACUCCUCACCACAGCCACUAACUUGCUAAAUUAAAAUAUCCUGUGGAAGACAAGGUAACAACAAUUAAUAUGAAACACUCGUUUUUUCCUCACUAUGCUCUAUUUGCCACCAAAAAAAUUAUGAACUUGGGUCCAGAUCAUUCUGACUCACCCUGCAGAUCUAAGCCGACUUGUGGAAUGAGGGGUACCAGUUUGGGAUGCCAUUAACCAGAGAAUAUAGGAAACCAUUCUGUCAUGAGAUUCUGUGUUUUAUUUUAUCGUAUUGUCAAUGAUAGUGACAGGGAGUUAAAGGGAAUGUACAUCAU
This is a messenger RNA of Patiria miniata (bat star), 7825 nucleotides long. It is a transcript of the gene pole, whose product is annotated as DNA polymerase epsilon catalytic subunit A-like. The transcript is spliced from 49 exons. The record is from RefSeq and is a predicted model, not a curated record. Gene Ontology annotation, biological process: DNA replication proofreading; nucleotide-excision repair, DNA gap filling; base-excision repair, gap-filling. Gene Ontology annotation, molecular function: nucleotide binding; zinc ion binding; DNA-directed DNA polymerase activity. Gene Ontology annotation, cellular component: nucleus; epsilon DNA polymerase complex. Bases 1 to 6855 code for a protein of 2284 amino acids. Lineage: Eukaryota; Metazoa; Echinodermata; Asteroidea; Valvatida; Asterinidae.